AUCCCGCCCUUCGCACUGAUUGGCGGAUGGGCGUCUUCCGUCCGGGCAUUGGGCUGCUCUGGGUCAGUCGCUCUCUAUGGUUCCAUUUCUCCAGAAGAAGAAGAAGCAGAGGCGGGCUGGAUUCGCUCUCGGGGCCCGGGAGGAGCGAAGAACUGCAGAGAUGACUUCUGCCAUCUUAUCUUCCUCCUUCCAGCUUCCUCAAGGGGACAAGUAUAUUUAUUACAUCCUGAUGGAAAAUCUACCCUAUGGCAGCAAGUUAUUUCUUGCGGGGAGCAUGUGCUACAUCAAAGAGCAGACGUACCUGCGCUACAUUGGAACGGACAUGUCUUCUACCCGCUUUUGGAGAUUCUUCAUGGUCGAGGAUGGCUCUGCGGCCACGGUGGAUGUAGAAAUUCUGCACCCUGUGGGCAAGGUGAUGGCGGAUUUCCUCAUAGCUAUCAGCAGCCCCCGUGAGCGGUUGAACUGCUUUCUGGAAAAGCUGGCUCUGGACUCAGCUUUGAAGGCCAGAGAGGGUCAACGGGUCCUUGUCGAUUUGGGCCAACGGACUUUCCCUGGAACUAUAUGCUACAUUGGGAACCUAAGGAGCCCUUUGCCAUGUGGGCUGUGUCCCAUUUACGUUGGGGUGGAGUUGCAGGAGGACGGCGUUGGCAAAGGCCACUGUGACGGCACCUAUAACGGGAAAGAAUACUUCAAGUGCAAACCGGACUGUGGCCUCUUCCUGCCAUGUAACAAGCUGCAGUUUGUAGCAGCAUCUGAGGGCGAUGAGGCAAAGCAGGAGGGAAAGAUGGAGGCUGCGGAGGACAUUCCUGUAAAAGUGGGGGAAACCGUUGCUUUCUACGUGGAUGACGUCUGCACUCGCGGAGUAGCCAUGGCUGUGUACAAGGAGGGCAACAACUGGAUGGUUAAAGUAUGCCCGGAAGAAGAAGGGACGACAGAUGUUUUUAGGGAUAUCCCCAUGGACUCCGUGGUGAAGGAAGAGCUGCUUACAUCAGCGCUGGGGACCGACGCAGCCAGUGGGCCCUGGACCCCACGGAAACGUGAGAGAAGCGAGGAGCUGGAGGACGGAGAGGACCGGCCGCCCGCUCUUGACGUGAACUCCGUCGUGCAGAUUGACCUGGGCACAGGCAGUUGCAUCACCGGCACGAUCCGCUGGAUUGGCUACAUGUCGACAACACGGCAGAAGACGGCUGGGAUCGAACUGGAUGAAGAGAAGGGGGUCUGUGACGGGGAGUGGGAAGGAGUGCGCUACUUCACCUGUCCCCCGAAGCGGGGCCUUUUUGUCCACCUGGAGCUGUGCCAACCCGACAUGCGUUUCCAGUGCAACGACAGGGCUUUUCUGGAGUCUGCCGAGUUCGGUGGGCUGGACACACCGGAGGUUCAGAGCAACUCGCCUCCUCUCAGGGACGAUUUAGCAGUGCACGUGCUGCAGGGGCGAAUGCGGGGGAUCCAGGGCCAUUGCAACUCUUGCUAUAUGGAUGCUGCCCUCUUCAGCCUCUUCUCUUGCACGUCGGUGUUGGAUUCCAUGCUGUUCAAGCCCUCCCUCCCGCCUGACAGACACAUUCAGAGGAUUCUCCGGGAAAAGAUAGUCAACCCACUCAGACAGAAAGGCUUCGUCGCCGCAAGCAACGUGAUGAACCUUCGGCACCAGCUGACCGAGAAGGGCCAGUGUUCCAGCUUUGCGACUUCGGAGAAAGACCCGGAAGAGUUUCUGAAUCUCAUCAUGCAUCGCAUCCUUGGGAUCGAGCCCCUUCUGAAGCUUCAGUCGGGGAAGCUGAAAGAGCAGGAGUGCUUCUGCUACCAGAUCUUCAUGGACAAGCAGGAGGACUUGGUGGUGCCCAACGUCCAGCAGCUGGUGGAACAUUCCUUCCUCUCCUCUGACCUCAAGCUGGUGGAGAUUCCUUCCUGCUUCAUCAUCCAAAUGCCCCGUUUUGGAAAGGAGUACAAAAUGUUCAGCAAAAUCAUUCCCUCUUUGGAGCUGGAUAUCACCGACCUCCUCCUGGAUAGUCCCCGGGAGUGCUUUGUGUGCGGAGGUGUCGCCACCCAAGAAUGCUCGGCCUGCUUCAAGGACAAGAUGUUUGCGGACACGGGACUGAAGCAGUACUGCGAUUCCUGUUGCAGACAGGCUCAUUCUCAUUACCAGCGCAAGACGCACCAGCCCACCAAGUUGCGCGUCCCGGAGGAGUUCUGCAGGGGGGGCCCCCACGGGAGCGUACGAGUGCCUCGGGAGAAGAUGGAGCUCUUUGCUGUCCUUUGCAUCGAAACCAGCCACUAUGUCUCCUUUGUGAAAUACGGGCCGGAGAGAGAGCACUGGAUGUUCUUUGACAGCAUGGCGGACAGGCAUGGUGACGAGAGCGGCUUCAACAUCCCCACCGUGACGCUGUGCCCAGAGGUCGCCAAGUACCUGGAGAUGCCGGUGGCCGUCCUGGCCAUGGAGCAGCCCCGGGACAUGGAGGGUGUCGCCAAACGCCUGUUCUGCGACGCCUAUAUGUACAUGUACCAAAGCAAGAAAAUGGCACUCUAUAAGUGACUGAGGGGCCCAGCGGCGGCUCUCCCUGUCCGGAGCGGAGGCUUCCGUGGACUCAUCCUUCGAGGUUCUCCGCUGACGUUUCUCUCCCGCUGUUUGUAGAAUCCCCCUGCGGGGUGCAGAGUUCGUGGUGCUCUUCUGCUUUCGGCGGCUGGUUCUUCUGAUUGAUCUGGAGACGCGUAUGGGUCGGCGGGGGAGGGGGGCAAGAAUUUCUGUGCCUUGCCUUGAGUUCAACGAGUCGCUCCCAGAUGUUCUUCGGCAGGAGGGGAAACCUGACCUUUGCUUUGGGGUUCAGCUCAGGGAAACCGGAGCUCAGAGGGCGGCUCGGGGUACGAUGGGGGAGUGGGGGGAGCUUGCAGGGUGGUUUUUGUUCUCACUUGGGCCGGGUUCCGUGAAUCCAGAAGCAAACUCGGGGAGACGUGGGAAAUGUCCCCUGCUAGGACCUCAUCCUGCAAUAAAUUCCGGCUAGUUUGGACCGGGAAUCCCGAGAGGACCAACGACUGUGACUUUUCUGCGCACUUUGGCUUUUUUGUUGUUGUUUCGUCUCCGUGUCUUUGACGGUCCUGUAAACGUUGAUGGCACUUUAGUUUUUGAACGACCCCAAUUAUUUGGCGGCGCUUGCGGCUUUGGAUUGAGACCCGAUUCCUGACGGCGUGCGCUUUGAGCAAGCGUCCUUGUUGCAGUCGUCGUCGCGAUCGGGGGUGGCAUUCCAGCAGGCGCUCCUUUGCAUAUUUGGCCACACACCCCUGAUGCAGCCAAUCCUCCAAGAGCUUACAAGGCUCUUUUCGGUAAGCUCUUGAAGGACUGGCUGCAUCAGGGGUGUGUGGCCUAGUAUGCAAAAGAGCUCCUGCUAGAAUCCCACCCUUGGUUGCGAUGAUCCUAGGUCUGUGGGUGGGACGCCAUCGUCUCUGCCUCAGCCUGUUCUGCUCUUCCAGUUAAUUCCCCCCCGCCCUUGAACCUCUGGCCCCAAUCCCCUGUUCAUCGAGCAUCCUCGGGGCCUCUCUUGGACCUCCUUCACAACUUCUGCUGGUCCUCGUCGCCUCUGCCCUUUCCACAUUGGCAGCUGCCCUCCUCUCUUGGCACGUCCUAAGGAAAUGCUGUAUCCUGGACCGGGGUGGCCCGAGGCAUUAUGUGGAGUGUCUCUGGAAAGUGGGCUGACUUUACCCCCUUGGUUUGCUUAAGAUGAACAGCUGCGUUUGGUCAUUCCCCCCAUUGCCAACGGGAUUUAAUACACCAGUUCCUAGAAAUGCGUUCCGUUGGUUCCUGUAUCCCCUCCCACAAAUUCUAUGGAAAAUGUCUCGCAACUAAUUUCAUUCGCGAAGGCUGGAUCUUCCCUUUUGAUCUGCUGGACCGUUUCUUUAGUUUCCUUUUCUCUUAAUUUCUUUAGACUUGGUUCCCCCCCCCCCCCGCCAACACACACUUGAAUACUGCACACGUGGGGAUCGUUCCAAAAUAACCAAUUCCUUUUCAUCACAGGGAGAGAGGCUCUAAUCUGUUCUGUAUAGAGCUUACAAAGCAUGAGACAUCUUUGUCCAGAAAAUACUGUACAGAGCGGAGAGAGAAGCGCUUUGCACAAGAACGGGAGCCCCAAAUCUGUUGGCCGGGGCUAAUUUUAUCGCUUACUGGUCUGUGCCCAUGAAUGAAUUACAGGGAGUACUGGCCCGCUGCCGAAGACAGUUGAUUUUGGGGGAGAAGCGUGACCGGUGCAGAAGUCUAGCAGGCCUCACUGUAUUUACCUUGGGGUGUGUGCAUGACCUGCCCCAAAGAGGGAAGGAGCGGUGGCUACAGAUGCAAGCCGUUUUCUCCGGUGGAUAGAGCAGUUCUGGUAACAGACUCUAUUGCACUUAGUUAUGAGCUACGCCAAGCUGUCCAGCUGUGAGGAUUUUGCUUGCUUGGAUCGUUGUCAGCUGAUCCGAUGGGUUCCUCCGUUCUGUGCGAUGCUCGCCAUUUCUGUCGAUGGCAGUCGACGAGAAGCAGUUCUCUCUCCGCUCUCCCCAAAGUCGUUUACACUCUUGCUUUUUUUUCUUUAGCUGUUUAAUGUUCGCCUUAAACAAUCUCAGGGCAAAGGAAGAAUAUUUUUGUAUGCCAUGCUGUCAGUUCCGAAAUACGUCUUCCACUUGUCGA
Messenger RNA from Heteronotia binoei (common prickly gecko), 4648 nucleotides. RefSeq names its product ubiquitin carboxyl-terminal hydrolase CYLD-like. Lineage: Eukaryota; Metazoa; Chordata; Lepidosauria; Squamata; Gekkonidae. The transcript is spliced from 15 exons. Gene Ontology annotation, biological process: protein K63-linked deubiquitination. Gene Ontology annotation, cellular component: cytosol. Gene Ontology annotation, molecular function: K63-linked deubiquitinase activity; cysteine-type deubiquitinase activity. The coding region runs from base 77 to 2527 and encodes 816 amino acids. The record is from RefSeq and is a predicted model, not a curated record.